Messenger RNA from Magallana angulata, 1766 nucleotides. RefSeq lists its product as uncharacterized. Bases 477 to 1259 code for a protein of 260 amino acids. The transcript has 5 exons. The record is from RefSeq and is a predicted model, not a curated record. Lineage: Eukaryota; Metazoa; Mollusca; Bivalvia; Ostreida; Ostreidae.
ACGAUGUGCUGUUCACAUUUCAUCUGUUUUUUGUUAAGGCGGACCCCUUCUUUCUUCAUUACAUGCCGUUUAACAGGUUCAUUCUGUAGAGGAUCUUGUUGUGGAAUGGUGGCAGAUUCUGGCCAGUAAUUACCUCCCCAGAACAAUUUUCCAUGUUCCAAAUAUAUCGCUAAUCAUCUUUUCCUGACACUGAGCCAAAGCGAGGCGAUUGGAAAAUGAAGAAUCCCAUUUUCUGCGGAUCACAUCCACUGUAGUCUGAAGAGCUUUUUUCGGGGCAGGGGUUUAUGGCGCCUUGCAAUUUGUAAACUGACCAGACCAAACAAGCCGGAUUCAUUCAAUUAAGACAGUUUGUCCAUUUAGAUUUAUUUCUAUUUUUUCACAUGUACAUGUGAAUUCAAUAUAGUGAUGAAUAUGCUGUGAAACGGGCGGUUACAAGAGUACUAGCUGGAGUAAUGGAAUAACGCAGAGAACUAAGGAUGAUAAAUAUGAACACACAGAAAAGGGUUUCUUUUGGAAGUAAAGGGUCAAUGGUGGAAACCUGGAUCAUUGAAGACUUUCCGGAACAUCACACGGAAUCUGAGGACAACUUCUUCAAGAAUUUGGUCAACAGUGCAGACAUUAAGGAACCUUCACCAAAAUUCCAGGAGUCUGUACGUAUAUGUGACCUUGACGAUCUAGUGGAUGAUAUACAGAUCAAGAAAACAUCCCAACCAAGCCACGAAAAGGCUCGGAACAAUAAAGUGACAUUCUGUGAUACUCCCAAUGAAAUUGCUUCCGCAACACCAGCGCCGCCUAGCGAGCCAGCCUCCACAGGGACUACAGAAAUAGUUGUCCUCUCUGACUCCCCCCUCGGAAUCUGGCCUGUCAAGCGCUCGGCCAGCUUGGAGAGCAGGGAUAACCCUUUCAAACCAGACGGCGAAUUGUGUAAAGAGGCAGAAGACAUUUUAAAACGAGCCACAAUAAUUCGUGAUAAGUUCAUACUGAACGAAAAUCGAGAAAAGGGUGCUUCAAAGACUAGUCUGAAAGACACUGCGAAUGGGGACUCGCCUCUACAGGCGGUGCAGGAGGAAAAUAUAUCUCAGACUACUGUGAACCAAUCCAAGUCUUCGCCGGUCAGUAUUCAGCCCAAGCAAAACGGAGUGGAGGACAAAAAAGUUUCGCCUGAUUCUGUUAGAGUGGAUGUUGUGGAUUCACAUGCCAUUAAUGACGUCAGUUUUAAAGACAAGAAGAAACAGAAGAAGUGUUGCAGUGUUAUGUAGCACAAUGAGUGUCUUAGUGUUUUUAAAAUAGCGGGAAUAUAGUGCAAUGUGGGCUAAUAGCCACUCCGGGGUGUAUUCAGGAUUCGUCCAAAACUUAGCUGUACACGCCAUGUAACAGUACCUAUCAUUGGAUGUUGCCCAUGUAUCGAAAUAUGUCAUUGGUUGUUGCCAUUUUCAGCAUUCAAACUUGCUUUCUGUGUUAAUAGGGUUCAAUGCAGACGACACCAGUGUAAUAAACAUCUGGAUGUCAGUUAACUUAAUUCUUGGAUAGGAUAGUAAUCCAAUGUUCUUCGAUGUGAAAUCCACUUAACGAAUAUCAAUUUGUUUGAAUUCCCUUACAAAGAACGAAUAUGAUAGUGUGUUCUGUGAAAGGAUGGUAACUAAUGCAAGAAAAUCAAAGUCGGUUUGGAGUAUAAAUUAUUAUUUCAUUAAAGAUAUAUUUUUGUCAUUUGUUAUUUUGAUGUAAUAUAUUUGUGCAAGUUAUGGAAUACAUUGCUUCCUGUUUGA